GCGCCUGAGGUUAGGCCUGAGGAGCAGCGUCUUGCGAGGGAAAGCUUGUCUCGCUGGAUCCCGGCUACGCUGCUGACCCGAGCACAACAAUGGAAGAAACAGCAAUAUGGGAACAACAUACAGUGACUCUUCACAGGGCUCCAGGAUUUGGAUUUGGUAUUGCAAUAUCUGGAGGAAGAGAUAAUCCCCAUUUUCAGAGUGGUGAAACAUCAAUAGUUAUUUCUGAUGUACUGAAAGGAGGUCCAGCAGAAGGAUUGCUACAGGAAAAUGACCGUGUUGCAAUGGUUAAUGGUGUUUCAAUGGAUAAUGUAGAACAUGCGUUUGCUGUUCAGCAGCUGAGAAAAAGUGGAAAAAAUGCUAAAAUUACUAUCCGAAGAAUGAAAAAAGUUCAGAUUCCAGUAGCCAGACCAGAACCAGAACCGGUAUCUGAAAAUGAGGAGGAUAGCUUUGAUGAGGAGAUACAGGAUCCAAGAAGUGCACGUGGUGGUCCGGGUGCCAACAGAAAGCAUGAGAAGAGCUGGGUAAGAGACCGAAGUGCAAGCAGAGAGAGAAGUUUAUCACCAAGAUCAGAUAGAAGAUCUAUUGCUUCUAGUCAGCCUGCAAAACCUACCAAAGUAACCUUGGUGAAAUCCAGGAAAAAUGAAGAGUAUGGUUUGCGCUUGGCCAGUCAUAUAUUUGUGAAGGAAAUAUCACAAGAUAGCUUGGCAGCAAGAGAUGGCAACAUUCAGGAAGGAGAUGUUGUAUUGAAGAUAAAUGGCACAGUCACAGAAAAUAUGUCUUUGGCAGAUGCAAAGACACUAAUAGAAAGGUCAAAAGGCAAGUUGAAAAUGGUGGUUCAGCGUGAUGAGCGAGCAACGCUCUUGAAUGUCCCUGAUCUUUCUGACAGCAUUCACUCUGCUAAUGCUUCAGAAAGAGAUGACAUUUCAGAAAUUCAGUCGCUGGCAUCCGAUCAUUCCAAUCGAUCACAUGACAGGCCCCGCCGCAGUCGUUCACGAUCUCCUGACCAGAGGUCAGAGCCUUCAGACCAUUCCAGACAUUCUCCACAGCAACCCAGCAACGGCAGUCUUCGGAGCAGAGAGGAUGAGAGAGUAUCAAAACCAGGAGUUAUCUCUACACCUGUAAAGAAUGCAGAUGAUAUCCCUCUUUCUAAAACCAUGGAAGAAGUUGUAGUUGAAACAAAUGAAAAACAAACUCCACCUUUGCCAGAACCAAAGCCAGUGUACGCACAAGCAGGACAGCCAGAUGUCGAUUUACCAGUCAGUCCAUCUGAUGGUCCUGUACCUAGUUCAACUCAUGAAGAUGGAAUGCUUCGGCCAAGCAUGAAGCUGGUAAAAUUCAAAAAAGGGGACAGUGUGGGCCUGCGUCUGGCUGGUGGCAAUGAUGUAGGUAUAUUUGUAGCAGGUGUUCUGGAGGACAGCCCUGCAGCAAAAGAAGGAUUAGAAGAAGGGGAUCAAAUUCUCAGGGUAAAUAAUGUGGACUUCACAAAUAUCAUUAGAGAGGAAGCAGUGCUUUUUCUGCUUGAUCUCCCUAAAGGAGAAGAGGUAACAAUUUUGGCACAAAAGAAAAAGGAUGUUUAUCGUCGCAUUGUUGAGUCUGAUGUUGGAGAUUCUUUCUAUAUCAGAACUCAUUUUGAGUAUGAAAAGGAAUCUCCCUAUGGGCUAAGUUUCAACAAAGGUGAAGUGUUCCGUGUGGUGGAUACCUUGUACAAUGGCAAGCUGGGCUCCUGGCUGGCUAUUCGAAUUGGCAAGAAUCACAAAGAGGUGGAAAGAGGCAUCAUACCCAACAAAAACAGAGCUGAGCAGCUAGCUAGUGUACAGUACACUCUUCCAAAGACAGCAGGAGGGGAUCGUGCAGAUUUCUGGAGGUUCCGAGGCCUGCGCAGCUCAAAGAGAAAUCUCCGAAAAAGCCGAGAAGAUCUCUCUGCACAGCCUGUUCAGACAAAGUUCCCUGCAUAUGAAAGAGUUGUGCUUCGAGAAGCUGGAUUUCUCAGGCCUGUAACUGUCUUUGGACCAAUUGCUGAUGUUGCAAGAGAGAAACUAGCACGAGAAGAACCUGACAUUUUUCAAAUUGCAAAAAGUGAACCAAGAGAUGCUGGUACCGACCAGCGUAGCUCUGGCAUUAUUCGUCUUCAUACAAUAAAACAGAUAAUUGAUAGGGACAAACAUGCUUUAUUGGAUGUCACUCCAAAUGCAGUGGACCGUCUAAAUUAUGCACAGUGGUAUCCCAUUGUAGUGUUCUUGAACCCGGACUCUAAGCAAGGUGUAAAAACCAUGAGAAUGAGGCUGUGUCCAGAAUCACGGAAAAGUGCCAGAAAAUUGUAUGAAAGAGCUCACAAACUAAGGAAAAAUAAUCAUCACCUCUUCACAACUACCAUUAACUUGAAUUCAAUGAAUGAUGGCUGGUAUGGAGCUCUAAAAGAGGCAAUUCAGCAACAGCAGAACCAACUGGUGUGGGUUUCAGAAGGAAAGGCAGAUGGUGCUACAAGUGAUGACCUUGAUUUGCAUGAUGAUCGCCUUUCCUACCUGUCAGCUCCAGGUAGUGAAUAUUCCAUGUAUAGCACUGAUAGCAGACACACUUCUGACUAUGAGGACACAGACACAGAAGGGGGUGCCUACACUGAUCAAGAACUAGAUGAAACACUCAAUGAUGAUGUUGGGACUCCUCCUGAAUCUGCCAUUACACGGUCUUCUGAACCUGUAAGGGAGGAUUCCUCUGGAAUGCAUCAUGAAGCUCAGACCUACCCUCCUUAUGCAUCACAAGCGCAGCCACAACCAAAUCUUAGAAUGGACUCUCCAGGAUUUAAAAUAACUGCCUCACAACCGAAAGCAGAAGCCUCACCUGCAGUCCCUUACCUUUCCCCGUCGCCUGAAAUAAACCCUGCAAUCUCAUCAACUUCUGUCGUUAAUCCUAACGUAAACCUAACUAAUGUCAGACUGGAGGAGCCCACCCCACCUCCUUACAACUCUUACCAACCGCAAGCUGGCCCCUUAAGAACACCAAGCACUGAGGGUGCCCAUAUAAUGCUAAGAGAUCAAGAGCCAUCAUCCUUAUCGCCGCAUAUAGAUCCAGCAAAGGUUUACAGAAAGGAUCCAUACAUUAAUGAGGAGGCGGCACCUAGGCAGAACUACAUCCUGAAACAGCCAGCUGUUAAUCAUCCAGUACACCGACAGGAAAGAGAGUCAAAUCUGAUCUAUGAAUCCCAGACUCAGUAUACAGAGAAACAGCCUAGUAGGGAAUAUGAACAGUCAACAUACCGGUAUGAUUCUGCUAACUAUACAGAUCAGUUUGCUCGUGGUUAUGACCCUCAUUUACAUUAUGAGGACCGUGUACCUUCCUAUGAAGACCAGUGGUCAUAUUAUGAUGAAAAACAGCCCUACCAGCCAAGACCACCUUAUGAUAACCAACCACCUAAAGACUUUGACCCUAGACAAAAUGCAGAAGAGAGCACAGAAUGCAGCUACUACCCAGCACAACCUCGCUUUGAAGAACCACCUCCAAUGACUUAUGACAGCAGACCUCGCUAUGAACAUGCACCUAAAAACUUCAUACCACAAGUGCGUUACGAAGAUCAGCCCACUACUGCAUACGAUAUUCAUGGUAGAUAUAAACCAGAGGCCCAAACAUACCCUCCAGUGAUAUCUAGAUCUCCUGAACCUAAGCAGUACUUUGAGCCACACAUAAGGGGCUAUGAACCAGGCCCUCCCCAAGGAUUUAAUGCUAAAGUAGGACAGUAUGAGCCUUCUCAUACCACUGCAAAUGUGCCCCCUCCACCUCCUCCAUCGCAAACGAAGCCAGAAAUUUUGCCUUUGAACAGUAAACCACUGCCUACACCACCAACACUAACAGAGGAAGAAGAAGAUCCAGCCAUGAAACCACAGUCAGUGCUAACUAGAGUUAAGAUGUUUGAAAACAAAAGAUCAUUGUCUGUUGAAAAAAUCAAGGACUCUAAUGAUGCACCAGCUGUCAAGCCCCCGGAAUUAGCACCUAAACCUGCCCUUGCUACGGUUGCCAAGCCAGCCUCUCAGUAUGAACAUGACAAAACAACUUACAGGGCCCCAGAACCACAAAGACCUCAAGCAAAGCCACCUGAAGAUAUAGUCCGUUCAAAUCACUAUGAUCCUGAAGAAGAUGAGGAGUACUAUCGAAAGCAGCUCUCAUACUUUGAUCGCAGAAGUUUUGAAAAUAAGCCCUCUGCACAGAUACCUGCCAGCCAUCAUCCUGAGCCUGCUAAGCCAGUACAUCCUCAACUGAACUUCACUAAUUAUUCUUCUAAGGGGAAACCUACUGAUAGUGAACCGAUGGAUAGGCCUGUUGGUGAAAAGCGCUAUGAGCUGGUUCCUCAAGUUACUUCUGCUGUUCCUCCUCCACCUCCAGUACAAUAUACACAACCACAGUCAAUUAAUAACUCUGCACUCUCUCUUCAGGCACAUCACAAGCCUGCACUUUCUGAGGUUAACUCUGUGUCAGUAGAUUUCCAGAAUUCUACAGUGUCUAAACCUGACCCUCCUCCACCUCAGAAUAAACCAGCAAUUUUGAGAUCUUCCAACAGAGAGGACACUGUGCAGUCUACUUUCUAUCCUCAGAAAAGCUUCCCUGACAAGGGUCCACUUAAUGGAAGUGAGCAGACUCAAAAACCAGUCACUCCUGCUUACAAUCGCUUUACAACAAAACCAUACACAAGUGCUGCCAGGCCAUUUGAACGCAAGUUUGAAAGCCCUAAAUUCAACCACAAUCUCCUGCCAAAUGAAACACAACAUAAACCAGAAUUGCCGUCAAAGUCUCCAAAUUCUCCUCAACCAAUUUUAAAAGCACANGGCUCGUUGCAGCCUUCUGAGUUUGACAGUGGAAUGGAUACAUUCUCUAUACAGGCAGACAAGCCUAAAUAUCAACCAAAUAAUGUUAAUGCUGUGCCUAAAGCCAUUCCUGUAAGCCCUUCAGCUUUGGAGGAUGAUGAGGAGGAGGAUGGACACACUGUUGUAGCAACAGCAAGAGGUGUGUUUAACAGCAAUGGUGGUGUAUUAAGCUCCAUAGAGACUGGAGUUAGUAUAAUAAUACCACAAGGAGCCAUCCCAGAGGGAAUAGAACAAGAAAUCUAUUUCAAGGUCUGCAGAGACAAUAGCAUCCUCCCACCAUUAGACAAAGAGAAAGGUGAAACGCUGCUCAGCCCCCUGGUUAUGUGUGGGCCUCAUGGACUAAAAUUCCUGAAGCCAGUGGAGCUACGCUUACCACAUUGUGCGUCAAUGACCCCUGAUGGUUGGUCUUUUGCUCUAAAAUCCUCCGACUCCUCGUCGGGUGACCCCAAAACCUGGCAGAACAAGUCUCUUCCUGGAGAUCCAAACUAUCUUGUUGGAGCAAACUGUGUCUCAGUCCUAAUUGACCACUUCUAAUCCCUAAAUUAGCUGAGUACAUAAUGUGAAACUGAAAUGGACCUUACAUAUAAACUGAACCACUAUCAAGUAUUAACUGCUCUAUAAGCGAUAAUGGAACUUCUUGUUUAAGCAUCUUGCUCUAACUAACAAUGGUUUAGCAAGUAUACUCUUGAACCAUGGUCAAAAUACAUGUCACAAACAGGGAGUGUACAGUAGGAAUAAUGUGGGGUGCGUGUGGGUUUCUGUAUGUUGGGGUUUUUGUUUUUAAAGGACACUGCUAAUGUUUCGUUGUUGGAAAAGUUUAAAGUACCAAUGGGGUAUAUUAAGAAGAAUUGAAUUUAGUUCAUAGUCCACUGGUGGAAAUACAGAAUUUGGCCUGUCUUUUUACUUUUGUUUGUUUUAAAAUACACAAAACUAUAUUCUGGUAUCAAGGUUUUUAAAUGGCUCUUUGGUGUACAUGUCAAAUAAUGUGGCGAUAAACUUUGGCUAGCACAACUUAGAUGUUUUCCUCUACUAAGAGGGUAAUGCAAGCACGUCUACUUACUGUGUAUGGAAACAUUGUCAUGGGAAAGAGAGAAAGCAUGUGAGAUGACUAUGGUUCAGUUGCCUCUCUGGAUUUGUAAAUUAACCACAUUACAGACAUAUUAACCAGCAGGGAUGCCUUACCCUCAUGUUUUUAAUAGUUUUAGUGCUCAUAGUUCUCUGUAUUACUAAGUUUGUAUGGCUUUCGUGCUUACCUAGAUAAUAUAUCAUGAGACAGAUUGGGGCUUGAGGGAAGGGAAAACUUGUUAACUUGUCAGUUUAGAGAGCAAGUGCUGUUUGUGUUGAGCAAGCAGAAGAAAACCAGAAGAAAAUGAUGGUAUGUUUUCUGCUAUGCAUUUAAAAAUUUAGAUGUUAUAGAAUGCCUGUAUAUAAUGCGUGCAUACCACUUUUGUUCUUGGUUUGUAAAUUAACUUUUAUAAGCUUUACCUUUUUAUAUAUAUAAAAUAUAUAAAAACAAAACCGUUUCUUAAGGAUAUCUUUGUAUUCUCAUACCUUUUGAGCCUUGAACUUUGACAUCUGCAGCAAUAAAGCAGCAUUUCUACAAUACAUGAACAAGGACAUUUUUUUUAAAUGCACAAAGUUGUUACCUUUUUAAUUGCUGCAUUUAAAGAAUAUAACUCAGAAUUCUCUACUUUGGUUAAAUUCUUAAAGUAUCCCUACUGUAAUUUGUGAUAAGGAUGCUGUACUAUGUGCCCUGAAAUGUAUUUUUUUACUAAUAGACAGUUUAUUAUGGCACAUCAGCACUACUACUGUUUAGAUAAUAUACCACUGCAUUCUGUUAAUCAGUUAUUAGCUUUACAGGUGUGGCUGAUUCUUUUUCUUUGCAGUUAUUAAAAUUACACCUUUCUAAAUAUACAGAAUAAAACUGUUUUUAAAAUAAUAAAGAAGAUUUCUAGUA
This is a messenger RNA of Gavialis gangeticus (Gharial), 6810 nucleotides long. RefSeq names its product tight junction protein 1 (gene TJP1). Gene Ontology annotation, biological process: positive regulation of blood-brain barrier permeability; cell-cell junction organization; protein localization to cell-cell junction. The record is from RefSeq and is a predicted model, not a curated record. The coding region runs from base 90 to 5387 and encodes 1765 amino acids. Gene Ontology annotation, cellular component: plasma membrane; bicellular tight junction. Lineage: Eukaryota; Metazoa; Chordata; Crocodylia; Gavialidae. The transcript is spliced from 29 exons. Gene Ontology annotation, molecular function: cell adhesion molecule binding.